CUUCAUCUUAAGUCUUAACAACGGUGCCUCCGCCAAAACUCCUCCUCCGUACCGGUGGUUGCAUUCAUAACGGACUCAUCUGCACUACACUCCGAGUCUCUCACUAAGCUUUAGAGAUCCUGUUCUGUCUAAUUACGGAAAUAAUGCGUGAGAUCUGAGAAAAACACCGAAAUCCCAGACAUGAAAUCACUCAACGCCACCGUCGAUAUCCUCAAGACACCACUUGUUAUCAAGAUCUCCGCUUUCACUGUCAUCGCCUUUGCCUUCUUUUACUUGGGCAAGCACUGGUCCGACGGCUACCAGCAACUCAUCUUCUUCUCUACCACUCGCCAAACCCCUCCGUUUGUCUCACUCUCCCCCAACCACAACAAGCAAUUCAACAUCACCGCCAUCAUCGUUCAAAAUGAUACCGUUGCUGCCCCCGUUAAAAACCUAACCCUACCAUUGUCUGCGGCCUCGACUGUUCCGCCUCCGGCACCAAGAUUUUUUGGAUUGCUUGAUGAGAAUGGCACGAUGAGGAACGACUUCGAGAUCGGGGAUUUCGAUCAGGAGUUUGUGGAGAAUUGGGGUAAUGAUAGCGAGGUUCAGAGUGGAAAUGGAGGGAGUCAAGAGUCUCCCAGGUUUCAAGUUAAGAGAUAUGGGCUGUGUCCAACGACCAUGAAGGAGUACAUACCGUGCAUGGAUAAUGUGGAGGCAAUUAAGAAGCUGAAGUCGACGGAGAAAGGAGAACGGUUCGAGCGGCAUUGCCCCAAAGAGGGUAAGGGCUUGAGUUGCUUGGUGCCUCCACCGAAAGGAUACCGGCCGCCAAUUCCUUGGCCGAGAAGCAGGGAUGAGGUAUGGUACACGAAUGUUCCUCAUACACGUCUAGUUGAAGAUAAAGGGGGUCAAAACUGGAUUUUCAGAGAGAAGGAUAAGUUCAAGUUCCCUGGAGGUGGCACACAAUUUAUACACGGGGCAAAUGAAUACUUAGAUCACAUUUCCAAGAUGAUACCUGAUAUAGCAUUUGGUCAUCAUACUCGAGUUGUUCUAGAUGUUGGAUGUGGUGUAGCAAGUUUUGGUGCGUAUUUGCUAUCACGAAAUGUUAUAACAAUGUCUAUAGCUCCGAAAGAUGUUCAUGAGAACCAAAUUCAGUUUGCUCUUGAGCGUGGUGUGCCAGCAAUGGUGGCAGCUUUUGCUACUCAUCGUUUAUUAUAUCCAAGUCAAGCAUUUGAUUUGAUACAUUGUUCAAGAUGUAGAAUCAACUGGACCCGUGAUGAUGGGAUUUUGCUCCUUGAAGUCAAUAGGAUGCUCAGGGCAGGAAGAUACUUUGCUUGGGCAGCUCAACCAGUUUAUAAGCAUGAAGAAGUCCUAGAGGAACAAUGGGAAGAGAUGCUUAAUCUUACAAAUCGCCUUUGCUGGGAACUUGUGAAGAAGGAGGGAUAUGUUGCAAUAUGGCAGAAGCCCUACAAUAACAGUUGCUAUCUGAGUCGCGAAGCGGGAACUACACCUCCAUUGUGUGAUCCAGAUGAUGACCCUGAUAAUGUGUGGUAUGCUGAGUUGAAGACAUGCAUCUCUCGACUUCCCGAGAAUGGGGAGGGAGCAAAUCUUAAGAGCUGGCCUGCCCGUUUGCAAACACCACCUGAUCGGUUCCAGAGCAUAAAAAUUGAUUCCUACAUAUCCAGGAAUGAGCUUUUCAAGGCAGAAACGAAAUACUGGAGUGAAAUAAUAGCAAGCUAUGUUCGGGCUUUACAUUGGAAGAAAAUGAGCAUGAGAAAUGUGAUGGACAUGAGAGCAGGCUUUGGAGGAUUUGCAGCGGCAUUAUUGGAACAGAAUUUUGAUAGCUGGGUUUUAAAUGUGGUUCCUGUUAGCGGGCCUAAUACAUUACCUGUUAUUUAUGAUCGAGGACUUUUAGGUGUCAUGCAUGAUUGGUGCGAACCAUUCGACACGUAUCCAAGAACUUAUAAUUUUCUGCACGCAGCCGGCCUCUUCUCUGUGGAGAGAAAAAGAUGCAAUAUGUCUACCAUCAUGCUUGAGAUGGAUCGGAUGUUGAGACCUGGUGGUCAUGUAUACAUUCGGGACACUCUCGAUGUCAUGGAUGAAGUUGAAGCAAUAGCGCAGGCCAUGGGUUGGCAUGCAAGUUUGCGUGACACAGCUGAGGGGCCUCAUGCAAGUUAUAGGAUCUUGACAUGUGAGAAACACCUCUUACGUGGUUAAAGCAAUUUGUUGGACAGUGAUGUAUGGUGGGUGCAACUGUAAAGAAAAUGAAUGAGCUUCAGAAUUGGCUUCCUGACAUGAGUUUAAUGGAUAAGAAAUCGUCGGUGCAAAAACAUAAGGAAUUUAUUUGUUUUGAUAGUGGAGGGAAUGUGGUUACUGUGUAAAGACUUACUUACAAGGGGACGUCUCGGAGGGUUUCGUUUCAGAUCAUCGACUAUCUCGUCAUAAAGAGCUUGGCAGAGUGCAUGUUGAAGUUGACUGGGUUUUGUGGUAAGGUAUUUUGGCAUAUAUUGUAUUUUAAUUUUUAGGGAUAUGAAAUACAUUAUUAUAAUGCAUCUGCAUGUGCAUGUGCAUGUGCAUGCGCAUGCGAGUUUAUGUAUUUUUGCUGCAUGUUACAAAAUAAAUCAUCCAUUUCCAUUCUUUUAAGUUGUCUACUUAGUAUAUUCUAUUCUUUUAAGUUGCUUAGUCUGGCUCGGUGGUUAAUCUUUUCUUGUAUUUUUAU
This is a messenger RNA of Tripterygium wilfordii, 2695 nucleotides long. RefSeq names its product probable methyltransferase PMT11. Gene Ontology annotation, cellular component: trans-Golgi network; endosome; cytoplasm. The record is from RefSeq and is a predicted model, not a curated record. Gene Ontology annotation, molecular function: methyltransferase activity. The transcript is spliced from 9 exons. Lineage: Eukaryota; Viridiplantae; Streptophyta; Magnoliopsida; Celastrales; Celastraceae. Bases 181 to 2193 code for a protein of 670 amino acids.